This is a messenger RNA of Athene cunicularia (burrowing owl), 4453 nucleotides long. It is a transcript of the gene ZC3H7A, whose product is annotated as zinc finger CCCH-type containing 7A. Gene Ontology annotation, molecular function: miRNA binding; metal ion binding; protein binding. Bases 310 to 3228 code for a protein of 972 amino acids. Gene Ontology annotation, biological process: miRNA processing. Lineage: Eukaryota; Metazoa; Chordata; Aves; Strigiformes; Strigidae. The transcript is spliced from 23 exons. The record is from RefSeq and is a predicted model, not a curated record.
CUGAACAGUUCAUGUUGGUGAACUAUUGUAGGUGUCCGUGAUAUUUAUCUACAAACUGAUUUUUUUUUUUUUAAUUUUUUAAGCUUGGUGAUAGUAGAGUUCACAGUGGGAAGUGAGGUGAAAUAGGGACCUUGGAAUGUUUCCAUUAAUUUGCUUAGUGAGCUUAAGAAAAUUAUUCACUUUCUUAUGCUUUUUUUAGGAAUGUGUUACAAUAGGACUAACUUAAUGACUUGAAACGGUGUAGACUUCAUACGUUUAACAUGCUUUGGAAAGGAGUGGCAUAUCCGAAAAGUGGAUGUUCAGGAUAACAUGUCCAAUGUGUCGGAAGAGAGAAGCACUAGACAACAGGACAUUAAGAAAGGACUUCAGUUUAUAGAAUCUACUUUACCCUAUCCAGGGACGCAGGAACAAUAUGAGUUAUUUAUACGAGAGCUUGUUAGAAAUCUUUUUAAUGAAGGGAAUGAUGUGUAUCGAGAAGGCGAUUGGAGAGGAUCACUGAGUCACUAUACAGAAGCUAUAAACAUAGCUGAUUAUGCUAAUUCUGAAGAAAUCCAUGUUUCUGAUGAUAUUUUAGAGAAGCUGCAUGUGAACAGGAUAGCAUGUUUUUCAAAUAUGGGAUUGCAUGAAAAAGUUCUAGAAGACUGUGAGAUAGCACUAAGAUUGAAUGAAAACAAUUUCAGAGCUCUCUAUCGGAAAGCAAAAGCUUUGAAUGAACUAGGAAGGUAUAAGAAGGCUUAUGAUGCUGUAGCAAAAUGUUCUCUUGCUGUGCCGCAGGAUGAAAGUGUGAUUAAGCUUACCCAAGAACUAGCUCAAAAACUGGGGUUAAAAAUAAGGAAAGCAUAUGUAAGAGCAAAGCCACCCUCCUCCAAUUCAGUUUCUAGUGAUGUAUCAACUCAGAAUCCUUCUUCUGUAGAAGAUAUUGAGUUAGAUUUAUCUGACCAGAAGCAAGAGAAGGUUUCUGCUGCUUCUUCAUCAAAUUUUGCUUCUGAAGUGUCUAAAGUGUCAUCAGUACCUGUACCAUCUCUAUCUUCUGUUAUGCCUCUGCAAGUGGAAAAGGUUUCUUUGCCUUCUGCAGUGUUGGCAAACGGAGGGAAUGUUUCUUUCUCUAUGCCAGAAGCAUGUUUAGAUUGUGGAGAUGGAGAUAUAAUUAUUGGGGAAGAACUUGAUGAAUUACUUGAUUCUGUGCCUGAUCCAGAUGAAAAUGUUAUGCAAACUACAGGAGCCAGAGGACCUAUUCCUGCAGGAAGCGUAGCUCCUAGUGUACCUUUCUCUGCCUCUUUGUUGGGGACACUACCAGUUAGUGCAGGAUUUGUUCCUUCACCUUCUCUUUCAGAAAUCUUUUCACAGCCUUUGGCUUCUUCGCUGGAAAAUUUUUGUUCACCAUUAAGCACCUUUUCAAUCAGUGACCCAAAAAGAGACCUCUCAAGUUCAGCUUCUAGAGAUGGGACACCAACACUUAGCAGCAAUAAUUCCCCGUUGUUUAUAAAUGGCCCCAGUAGUUUGUUUGGGUCCGAAAAUUACAUGGGAAUUGCAGGCCAAACUAGAAAUGACUUUUCAAAUGUUUUUAGCAGUGCAACUGCUAAUAUACCCGUAUCUUCAGCACUUGCGGGAAGAAACCCAUUAGAAGGCACACAUGACCUGAGACAGGCCUGCCAGUUGUGUUUUGUCAAAAAAGGUCCUAAAUUACUGGAUUAUGCUUACCAUCCCAGUUUAGAACAUAAAUGUAAGAAGGAUAUUCUAAUUGGCAGAAUAAAAAACUCUGAAGAUAAAUCAUGGAAAAAAAUACGUCCAAGACCAACAAAGACACAGUAUGUGGGACCAUAUUAUAUAUGUAAAGAUGUUGCUGCUGAAGAGGAAUGCAGAUAUCCAGGUCAUUGCACGUUUGCCUAUUGCCAAGAGGAGAUUGAUGUGUGGACACUGGAGCGCAAAGGAGCCUUUAGUCGAGAAGCUCUUUUUGGAGGAAAUGGAAAGAUCAACUUGACUGUGUCCAGACUUCUUCAAGAACAUCAUGGAUUAUUUAUGUUUCUUUGUGAGAAAUGUUUUGAUCAUAAACCCAGAAUAAUAAGCAAAAGGAACAAGGAUAACUCAUCUUCUUGUUCUCACCCUGCUAUGCAUGACUUUGAAGAUAACAAGUGCCUUGUCCACAUUUUGCGAGAAACGAUGGUGAAAUAUUCCAAAAUCCGCCCUUUUCAAGUUCGAUGUCAGCUUGACCUGUGCAGACAUGAGGUGCAUUAUGGCUGCUUACGAGAGGAUAAAUGCUUUUAUGCUCACAGUCUGGUAGAGCUUAAAGUCUGGAUAAUGCAAAAGGAAACAGGUAUUUCACAUGAUACUAUUGUUCAAGAAUCAAAGAAAUACUGGCAGAACAUGGAAGCUAGUGCACAUGGAUCACAGAUCCUUGGGAACCAAAUGAAAUAUGGAUCACUUAAUUUGAAGAUGAAGUUUGUUUGUGGUCAGUGCUGGAGAAAUGGUCAAGUUAAUGAGCCAGACAGAAACAAAAAAUACUGUAGUGCAAAGGCAAGACACCCAUGGACCAAAGAUCGCCGUGUGGUGCUAGUAAUGUCUAACGAACGUAAGAAGUGGAUGACCAUUCGUCCUCUUCCUGCGAAGAAACAAGUGCCUCUGCAGUUUGAUUUGUGUAAUCAUAUUGCUUCAGGCAAGAAAUGUCAGUAUGAUGGAAACUGCUCAUUUGCUCACAGUCCUGAGGAAAGAGAGAUGUGGACCUAUAUGAAGGAGAACAGCAUUCAAGACUUGGAGCAGUUGUAUGACAUAUGGCUAAAAAGUCAAAAACCAGAAAAAGGAGAUGAUACAGCGGCUCAGGCAAACAAAGAAAACGGGAAGCAAAUUCACAUGCCAACUGACUAUGCUGAAGUUACAGUGGAUUUUCACUGUUGGAUGUGUGGGAAGAACUGUAAUAGUGAGAAGCAAUGGCAGGGUCACAUUUCUUCUGAAAAGCAUAAAGAGAAGGUUUUCCACACUGAGGAUGAUCAAAACUGCUGGCAGUAUCGCUUUCCAACUGGAUAUUUUAGCAUUUGUGAUAGAUAUAUGGCUGGUACUUGCACUGAAGGAAACAACUGUAAAUUUGCCCAUGGAAAUGCUGAACUCCAUGAGUGGGAAGAGCGAAGACAAGUUUUAAGAAUGAAGCUCAGCAAAGCAAGAAAAGACCACUUGAUUGCUCCCAGCGAUAAUGACUUUGGAAAAUAUAGUUUUUUGUUUAAAGAUUUAAACUAAUACUGAGAUGACACAUACAUGUUAUCAGCUGGAAGCAUAAACCAGAAAAUUUGACAAUAAUCAAAAGCAUGUGACAGAAAAGCUGCAGGUUUUCUGCUUUUAUUGGCAUAUAUUGUUCCUCCUGAACAGCAAAAUAUAGUAGAUUUAGGGGGAUUGAGCAGACCUGUCUAUGCUUUCAUGAAACAGAGUGGUGAUUAAAAAAAUCUGAAGUAUUAUGUGCUUACUCACCUUCUGUUGGACAGAAAGUUAGGAAAUAGAAGGGGGGGAAGAGAGGUUAUAAUAUCUAGGAAGCCCCCUAGUAUCAGUCCUUCAGUUGAAAAACUUUAAGGUAUCAAGGUAUUACAAAACAGAGUGUUAUGGGCUAAGAAGAAAAUGAUGGAUGAAAAUUCUUCAGAUCUUUUAAUGGAGAGGAUUUGUUUAAAACAAAGUUUGCUACUUAUCUAUAUGUAGGUUGCUAAAAAGGAUUUUCUUAUUAAAGAUUUUAAACAAAAUAACCAUUUAACUACAAUAUAUGUUGAAUGGGUAUUUUUUCUCUAUUUGUAUGUUUCAAUAUAAUUUACUGAAAAAGGAUCUUGGGAGGAAAAAAAGUUAAUUUUCGAAAAUGAAGUAGUUAAAAUUCUGUUUCUUGGUCUUUGCUGUUUAAAUGAUGAUUUUGAAAGAUUACACUUGUAUGUCAGUAUUGUGUAUUACUGUAUGGACUAAUGUUGCCUGUAAUAAAGAGAACUUUACACAAAGCUGUUUUCUGCAUGUAGCCUCUCAGGAUUGAGAUUUUUGUAAAAAACAAACAAACAAUGAUUUGCUUAUUAGCAAAAGCUUGAGCACCUGUAGCUAAAAACUUAGUAAGUUGGUAUUUGUGUCUCCAGCUGCUUGUUUGCAGUUUUCUGUAUUGUCAUUAGCUCAUCACAUCACUAAAAUUAACAAAAAUAGUCAACUAACUUGCAAAGUAGACAAGCAUUUUGGAGCUACGUGGUGCUGGGAUGUUUUCAGCCCUUUGGUUUAGGCAUUAACAGCCAGCUCAGCUGCGAGGUCAAUGGUACCUCCAGCUGCAUUUCCUGCAGACCCCAGGAAAUGGAAAACCUGAGGUGACUUUGGACUGAUGAGACUUUUGGCUUUACAGUCAGUCGCUGGAGCUUGUGUUGCAUUUUGGCUUUUCUGCAGAUCAUGCUUUCAGCUUUCUCUGUGUGUUCACUUAAUUAUUUUUUUUCUUUUUUUUUUAAAAAAAAAC